AUCGGAACAUGUCCUUUGUAUUAAAUAUAAACUCUUUGAUAAAAUCAAGUUUAAUAUACUCUUUAGUGUAUUAUCUAUGGUUAAAAUCGUGGUGUGCUCUUUGGUAGUGUAAUGUAUUGUUUUACAAAGUAAUUUUAUCGUUAUUGUGCAUUAUAAAUAGAAAAAUCGUUUAAAAUGAAGUCAAAAAAGCGUCACCACGAUAGUUCUGAUGAAUCUGAAGAGUCAGAUGUCAGUUUGAAAUCGUCUAGUUCUUCAGACAGCGGUAGCGAAGAUUCAUCGAUAUCGGAGGCCCGGCACAAGAAAAAAAGAAAACGUACCGAAUCUUCUGAUUCAGCUAGUAAUUCCGAUGAUCAGAAACGCGUAAAGAAACGCAAGCACAAGAAAAAGAAGAAGAAGCAUAACAAGAAAAAGCGACGAUCGCAAUCGUAUGAUGAUGUAUCCGACGAUGCUAUAUCUAUAAGCGAAGGUGAAAUUUCGCCUAAAAAGAAGAAAAAACACAAACAUAAGCAUUCUAAGCGGUCCCAAACUUCUGAUAGCGAAGAAGAAGAAUAUGGUAGUAAGACCGACCGUCGCUUACACAGCGUCGUAAAAGAACGCAGGCCAUCUUCAGAAGAAGGUUUUCAACCACCACGGACUUAUUAUCAAAAAGAAUAUCAUCGCUCUGGUUCUGGUGAAGAAUAUGGACGUGCACCUCAAAAAUUUCACCAGGAAUCAAGCAGACCACGACAUCAAGGAUAUCAGGACAGUUACAACUACGAUAGAGAGAGAAAUGAAAGAUUUGCCAACCAAGACGACAGACAGAGAGAUAAAUAUCGUCAAAAUAUAUCUUACAUUCCCAAUGAAGAGUACAGUGGGAGACAGCGGGAUUAUGAUGAAUAUAAAAGGUAUCCCAGAUAUGAAGAUCAAAGAAGAGAUGAUGAACAUUAUAGGAGGGAAAGGGGUGUGCCAUAUGAAUCUAGAGAAGAUACAAGAGGCAAUAAUAGAUACAAUCGUUUUGAGGAUAGGGGUCCUAAAAGGCGAGAGUUCGGUGACGUGAGGGAUUACCGUGAAAGACGUGGCCCAGCUGAGCCUGACCGUUAUCGUGAUAAGGAUUACGAGAAGAGAGAAAGGUUGCAAGAAGACAGAUACUCGUCAGAGAGAAGCCGUGACGUUCGUCGCGAGAGAUCUGGCAGAAUUGAAAAACCAGCGAUUCCUCCCCGCGGCGAGCAAUCGAGAUCAAAAAGUCCAGAAGAGCGCCACAGGGACGCAAGAAGGGGAGACAGAGGCGAGAGAGAUGAGAAACCGAAGAGAUCGGAGGACCGGGAGAGGGAUGACCGGCGGGACAGGAGCCGGGAGGAGCGGGCGCGCCGGGAGAAGCCACGCGACCGCAGGACCAGAUUCGAUAAUGCAAACGAUAACAAAGAAUACAGUUGGGGUAAAACUGAAGUGAAAAAUGAAAAUGACAAAAACCCAGGAGAAAAAGAAAAGCCCAACUUUGGCUUGUCUGGAAAAUUGACUGCAGAUGCUAAUACAGUGAACGGUGUUGUUAUAAAGUAUACCGAGCCCGAUGAUGCCAAGCAGCCAAAACGAAGAUGGAGGUUCUACCCGUUCAAGGGCGACAAGGCCCUGCCGAUCCUGUACAUCCACCGGCAGUCGUGCUUCCUCAUCGGGCGCGACAAGAAGGUGGUGGACAUCGCGCUGGAGCACCCGUCCAUCAGCAAGCAGCACGCCGCGCUGCAGUACCGCGCCGCGCCCUUCGCGCGCGCCGACGGCUCGCAGGGCCGCCGCGUGCGCCCCUACAUCAUCGACCUGGAAUCGGCAAAUGGUACAUUCGUGAACAACAAGAAAGUGGAACCGCGACGGUAUGUAGAGCUGCUCGAGCGUGACGUCGUAAAAUUUGGAUUCUCUCAACGCGAGUAUGUUUUGUUGCACGAGAACAGCAAAGACGACGCUCAGGAUGAUGACCAAGAACCAAAUGUGCCAGUGACUACUACAGAACAGAUUAAACAGGAAAAACGGGCUAAGGAGGUUGAAGCAGCGGAUGGUGAAUAGGUUUCUUUUGGUUUAUAGAUAAUAAAUAUAGGUGUAAGUUUAUGAUAAAUAUUAUAGUAAUUUAAACUUUUAAACUAUAUUAUGUAGUUUGUAGUUUUUUUUUUUGCGUAAGAUUGGGAGGUAAAAUUAUUUUUAAAAAUAUGAACAAUGUUUCCCUGUAAGUAAGGGCAAAAGCUGAUGUUGUUUGUAAAUUAUUUUAAGUUAAAUAGUGUUGACUCGAUUAAUUGUAAUCUAUCAGUCAGUGUUAUCAUCAAAAUUCAUGAGCAGCAAAUCAGAGUAUUUUAUGUACUUUAUAUUUCUAUAUAGUUUAACAAAUAUGUGCAUACUUAGAAAAUACGAACCAUUUAUUUUACACUUAUCAUAUAUUUUUAUGGACAAUCAUAUUUGUUGUAUAUAACUGUCAUAAAACUUAUUUUUUGACAGAUACAUGUGCACACUACUGACCAUAAGUUUGGAAGCAACAAAUUAAAAUAAAAGAAAACCACCAAAUAUUACUUUCGACGUAAUAUAAAAAUUUGUACAAUUUGUGUUGUUAAAAUUCUUAUAAAAUUCAGCUUGAUCAAAGUGGUCACGUUUUUCUUUUAUAUUUAUAUUUUUGUAUAUUCGAGAGGUUCUUUUUAACCUGGUUUUACUAUUUUCAAAACCUAAAAAUAAGGGCAGAGUUGUUAUCGAUAUCUUACGUAUAAAUGGCACAGCUUCCAGGUGCCAAUGCGAGAUGCGCGAUGCAAGUGUGAUUAAAUCCUAAAAAUUAAAAUCUAUAACUUGUUUAUUUUAUCUUAUUCUUAUCAUAUGCAAAACAACCGACAGAGUAAAUGUAAAAUAAUAAUGCGUUUCACCCAUAAUGUGAAUUUUGAGAAAACUUCACGAAUGUGUUUUUUUAAUAUACCAUAAUUAGGUAUAGAAAUUUAUAUUCGUUGUUUUGUUUAAAAAGAUGUGCUUUUAAACUUUUGCAAAGUAGUGUACGUAUAAUACUUGAUGUGUUAUUUUUUAAAUUCGAAAUUUUCGUAGUUAGAUUCAAGGGUAAGAGAAGUAAAUAAAACAUUAUGUUACUGAUACCAUACUAUGUCUCCAUCUUUAUUAGGUUAAGAUCAUAGAAGAACCAUACAUUAUUUUUGUUAUAAUAAGUUCUAUCAAUAAAAUAAAUGCAUAACUAUUGUGA
Messenger RNA from Melitaea cinxia (Glanville fritillary), 3190 nucleotides. RefSeq names its product probable serine/threonine-protein kinase DDB_G0280133. The record is from RefSeq and is a predicted model, not a curated record. Lineage: Eukaryota; Metazoa; Arthropoda; Insecta; Lepidoptera; Nymphalidae. Gene Ontology annotation, molecular function: mRNA binding; protein binding. The transcript is spliced from 12 exons. Gene Ontology annotation, cellular component: nucleus. Gene Ontology annotation, biological process: miRNA processing. The coding region runs from base 175 to 2031 and encodes 618 amino acids.